Messenger RNA from Salvia splendens (bonfire salvia), 1758 nucleotides. Its product is annotated as probable aminotransferase ACS12. Lineage: Eukaryota; Viridiplantae; Streptophyta; Magnoliopsida; Lamiales; Lamiaceae. The transcript is spliced from 4 exons. Gene Ontology annotation, biological process: amino acid metabolic process; biosynthetic process. Gene Ontology annotation, molecular function: aromatic-amino-acid:2-oxoglutarate transaminase activity; pyridoxal phosphate binding; L-aspartate:2-oxoglutarate transaminase activity. The record is from RefSeq and is a predicted model, not a curated record. The coding region runs from base 146 to 1684 and encodes 512 amino acids.
CAUCUCACAAAGCAAAGAGCAAAAGAUUCCAAAACAGAAUCCCAUCCCUCCUCCCUCUUCACUCGAGCAAAUCACCACCUCAAACUUGACGAAUACACACACAACACUCACUCUCUCUCCACCGCCGUCGCCGCGGCCGCCUCACAUGACCCAAACCCCUCCCAACGACGAAUCACGCCCCACCCGCACCGGCAUGAGGCUCAUUGUCCCGCUGCAGGGCGUCGUCCAAGGCCGCGGCGGCAUCCUCCUCGGCUCCCUCAUCCCUUGCGCCCUCUUCUACUUCCUCCAAUUUUACCUCAAGCGCAACCGCUCCCCUCCCCCGCUAAACCCCCCUCCCUCCCGCUCCGCCUCCUCCGCCAACCUCUCCGACCUCCCCCGUUCCUCCUCCCGCGGCGCCUCCGUGGGCCGCGUCCAGCUCUCUGCCAGGGCCAAUCACGUCGCCAAGGCGGACGAAUCUCCCUACUACAUUGGCUUGGAUCGCGUGAGGGAGGACGCCUAUGAUGAACUCACCAAUCCCGACGGCGUUAUCCAGCUCGGCCUCGCCGAAAAUAGGUUGUCAGUGGAUUUGAUUGAGGAGCGGCUUUCGAAGAAUUUGAUGUCCGGAGCAGGCGGCCCUCCGCGGCUGAGGGGAAUCGCCACGUACCAGCCCUUCGAUGGAUUGUUGGAGUUCAAAAUGGCAAUGGCUGAUUUUAUGACUGAAGCAAUGGGAAACGAAGUAUCUUUCGAUCCUUUAAAGAUGGUUUUAACUUCUGGUGGGACUCCUGCACUUGAGAUACUAAGUUUCUGUCUAGCUGAUCCCGGAAAUGCAUUCCUUGUCCCCGCACCAUAUUAUCCCGGAUUCGAUAGGGACCUGAAAUGGCGAACAGGGGUCGAACUAAUUCCUGUUCACUGUCGUAGUUGUGAUAAUUUCACAUUAAGCAUCACGGCUCUUGAACAAGCAUUUAACCAGGCAAGGAAGCGAGGUCAAAAAGUCCGUGGAAUUCUCAUAUCAAAUCCAUCCAACCCUGUUGGGAACAUGCUGAAUCCUUACGACAUCUUAGAUUUCGCUAGAGAGAGGAACAUACAUAUCAUAUCAGAUGAAAUCUUUACUGGCUCUACGUACGGGAAUGAAAAGUUUGUGAGCAUGGCUGAGAUAGUCGACUCAGAAGACCCUUUCAAGGACAGGGUUCAUAUUGUGUACGGACUUUCCAAAGAUCUCUGCAUCCCGGGUUUUAGAGUAGGGGUUAUAUAUUCCUUCAAUGAAAAUGUUCUAAAAGCGUCCAAGAAAUUAACCAGAUUUUCAUCAGUUUCUACUCCAACACAGCAGAUUCUGGCACCGAUGCUCUCAGAUAAAAGGUUCAUCCAGGAAUACAUCAAUACGAACAGGCAAAGGAUACGGUCCAUGUAUGAUUUAGUCGUUUCGGGUUUGAAAGAGCUGGGACUAGUGUGCGCGGAAAGCAGUGGUGGCUUAUAUUGCUGGGUUGAUAUGAGCAAAUUAAUCAGUCCUUAUAACGAGAAAGGGGAGCUUGAUCUGUGGGAUAAGCUCUUAAAUACAGCCAAGAUCAACGUUACACCCGGGUCGGCUUGUCACUGUAUCGAGCCAGGAUGGUUCAGAUUUUGUUUUACGACGUUAAAAGUAAACGAGGUUCCUUUAGUCAUGGAACGUAUACGUAAAGUUGUUGAGAUAUGUAAACCUUCUGUAUAAAACUUAUGCUAUUGUUUUCUAAUUGGCCAGAUUUAGCCAUAGUUGAAUGCAGGAGCUACCUUCUUUGGGAGUAA